UCAAAACAACGAUUGUCAUUCUUCAUAAUAUCUUUUUUCACUUCUGGGGAAAUUGCACCUUUGCAUGGUGAAAGAAAAUAAACUACCCCUAGAAAGUGAAAUUUUAAUACACGCUUCAUAUAAAACCGUACUGAAUCGGCUUCUGGAAUAUCAAAGAGCAAUACAUCAUUCUGGAUUAUGUGCUUUUAGAUGAUUUUCCGACGUGCAGUGAAAAGUGACCGUGAUAUCAAUACAAAACUCCGUAUCACAAUCGAUUAGAGAAGGGAGUGAUCCUGAUAAGCCGACUGUGGCACCAGAUAAGCCGACCAUGACCACUCUCUUUGCCCGUAUUUUUCGUCAAGCCAAAGUUACAUUCGAACAGACAAAUGCAGAUCGUUUCCUCAGCCAUCUGCAGAACCUACGCGCGUUGAUGGACCAGCUCACGUUGGCCGAUUUGAAUGUUGAUCCGGCGAUAGUGUCCCAUGAAACGUUCCAGCAAGCAACCAAAGCGCCUUGCACAUUCAUCGAUAUUUUUGAGAACAGCUGCUUCACGAUGUCGGUGUUUGUUCUGCGGGAGAACUACACAAUGCCGCUACACGACCAUCCUCGUAUGCACGGUUUAUUGCGGGUUGUGGCCGGCUCGGUUAAAAUUCAAAGCUUCACGGAAAUCGACCGUCGAGAGGAAAUCCGCAAUGGGGACGAACUGCGUCAUGUGCUGGUCAGUGUGGAACAUGAGAGGAUCAUAAGUACCGGAAAAGGUGAGAGUGCCAUGCUAACACCAGCGGAGCGGAACUAUCACGAGAUUACAGCAAUCGGUGGUCCUGCGGCGUUUUUCGACAUUUUGAGCCCACCGUACAACGCAGAUAUUCCCGUGUACGGCAAGCGAACCUGCUCCUUUUAUCGGAAACUUCUACUGCCCGGCGAUGGAGCCAAUAACGAUGGCCGCAAGCGAAUGGUGCUGGAAAAAAUACCCACGCCGGACCAUUACUACUGUGAUACGGAGCAAUAUGAUACCCCGGAAUUUAUGUUAGGGUCCGCCACCAAUGAGUAAGGAAGAAAUAGAAGCGAAUUCGAUGCACGUUUGCUCUGAUGUCCUGGUAAAAAUUCUUGAAGGCUGAAGAAAUACCUACAUGCAGGAAAUAGGCGGCACAAUGAAAUUAAAUGUCCAACAGCAUCCUUUCAAUAAAUACAACAAAUUAUGUACAAGUUAUUGGCCAGGUUGUCUAGUGAAACCAUUGCCAUGUAAAUGUAGCUUGUAGUGAUAUUUGAUACGAUGAACACGUUUUAUGUUCUGCUAAUAAGUUUAUAAGAUUAGAUGAUCGUUUGCCUACCGUCGUAGUAUUUCUUCUCCUCUUAUUAUUGGUUUUAAAAUGAAAACUCGCCGACAAAGAUUGUUAUUUGUAAAAUAUGUAUUGAGUUAAAAAUAAAGUAGAGUUACUUAUGAUUUAAGUAUGAAAGUUAA
Messenger RNA from Armigeres subalbatus, 1441 nucleotides. RefSeq names its product 2-aminoethanethiol dioxygenase. Gene Ontology annotation, cellular component: mitochondrion. The record is from RefSeq and is a predicted model, not a curated record. Gene Ontology annotation, molecular function: oxidoreductase activity, acting on single donors with incorporation of molecular oxygen, incorporation of two atoms of oxygen. The transcript has a single exon. The coding region runs from base 308 to 1030 and encodes 240 amino acids. Lineage: Eukaryota; Metazoa; Arthropoda; Insecta; Diptera; Culicidae.